CUGUCAGGUGAAGUACAAUCCUAACCCAGGAGGAUCUUGUGCUACUUCUGUUUGGGAUUUUUCCUCUUUUUUUUUUUUCUUUACUCCAGUUUGGUUGCCUGAUCUUCCGUGUGCAUACAAACUUUUUCCUUUUUCCUUGCUUUCCUUUCUCCUUUUCCCCUCCACCUCCCGGGCUAUGCUCUCCUCACCCACUGUGAUCCUCCAGCCUUACGGACUUCCCGUCUAUCCACAGACAACCACAUGCUACCCCAGCCUAGUUCAGGGGGGGCCCGCCCAGGAGCCCGGAGCCGGCAGCGCAGACCCCGCCCUCCCACAGGUUUAUGCUCCACCACCUUCGUACCCUCCGCCUACUCAAGGCCCACCAACAUCUGCCAGCAGGCUGCCCACUCUUGAUUUCAGCUCGCACAGCUCUGACUACCCUGAACACCCCCAGCUCAGGGUCUAUCAGGGCCCCCAGCUCGAAGGGGCCGACACCCUGACCCCCAGCAACACGGAGGAUGCUUUGGCCAGCGUGACCUCUGACCCCCAGGCUCUCGGUGUGUCUGUGUCGUCGGGGGCAGGAGCGGGAACCGGAACAGAGGAGGAAAGCUCAGGGAAGGCCCAACCAAAACGCCUGCAUGUCUCCAACAUCCCUUUCCGCUUCAGAGACCCCGACCUCCGCCAGAUGUUUGGGCAAUUUGGCAAAAUCCUCGAUGUAGAAAUCAUCUUCAAUGAAAGAGGGUCAAAGGGUUUUGGAUUUGUGACUUUUGAGAGUGCUACGGAGGCAGACCGAGCGAGAGAAAAGCUAAAUGGGACGAUCGUAGAAGGCAGGAAGAUUGAGGUCAAUAAUGCCACUGCAAGAGUAGUGACCAAGAAGCCUCAGACACCUCUUAUGAAUGGAGAAAUAUCAACAUCUGGUUGGAAGAUCAACCCUGUAAUGGGCGCAAUGUACGCACCUGAGCUUUAUACAGGUGGGCUGAUUUAUAUUCCUAUAACAGUGAGAGCCUUUAUUGUACAUUGCACUGUGAAAGAAGUUUAUUUUCUCUCAAUUUCUAUGUUUGUAGUUGCCAGUUUUCCAUACCCAGUAGCGACUCCUACCUUGGCCUACCGGGGAUCUGCACUGCGAGGUCGGGGUCGUGCCGUCUACAACGCCAUUCGUUCUGCAGCUGGCGCGCCUGCUGCUGUUCCCGCCUAUCCGGGGGUUGUAUAUCAGGAUGGACUCUAUGGAGCAGAAGUUUAUGGAGGUUAUCCUACAGCGUACAGAGUGGCUCAGUCUGCAUCUGCUGCUACAGCAGCCUACAGUGACGGAUACGGACGGGUUUACGCCGCAGCAGCCGACCCUUAUCACCACUCAGUUGGACCAACAACCACAUAUGGAGUCGGGACGAUGGCCAGCCUGUACCGAGGAGGAUACAACCGCUUCACCCCCUACUGAGCCUCCCAAAUGUUUGCAUCUGCCAUGAACUCUGGGACUGGGAUAGGUCAUGAUAUCUUAAAGCUUGGAAAUGUCCGUUUUCUUCCACAGAGACGAACCAGAGUGUUACUGUGGAUCCCUUAGGACCCGUUUAUCUGCUGAAGAAGAGGAUCUUAUGUAAUUUAUUAGGCCUUUACCUGAGUUUGUUUGAGUGAACUGAUUCUACAGAGACAUUGGCUGGUGAUAAAUGCUGUGAGACUAGUUGUUGUGUUUUAAAAUCAAAACAUUUCAGGGGUCAAAGUGUACAAAACAACAUUUUGUACAAUGUUAAAUGACUUAUUUUUGAUGGUGCCCUGUUUUUGAGUGUUGGUGUGGGAGCACACUUUGUUGUGCAGUGACAGAGUGGACAGACAGAGACACAGCUCUGACGUUAUGAUCUCUAUCAGGGCUGUUUGUCUGGAUGCAGCUGGAAUCAAGUCUCUUCUCACCCUAACCAUCUACCUCUCAAUCAUUUUUAGUUUCAUACAGCUGUUGGGUUGAAGUAUUUGGAAAUUUUUUUUGUUUAUCGUACACCUUUUCUGUCCAUGUAGCCAAACUAAUUCAUUUUAUUUUCCAUUAACCUUUCUGGCUUUCAGUGGGAGAACUAAUAUUCUGGGGAUUUUCUCAUCCUUUGCUGCAGCUCUUAAUAUUACUUCCUGUAUUAUUCUUUUUCUGCCUGUCUUUUGUUCUUGUUGCGCUCUUUUUUUUUCUGCUGUUUGAUGUUUACCUCUGAAUAAACCUGAUUUUCUUCUCUUUUC
Messenger RNA from Xiphophorus couchianus (Monterrey platyfish), 2190 nucleotides. RefSeq names its product RNA binding fox-1 homolog 1, like (gene rbfox1l). NCBI's taxonomy places the organism in Eukaryota, Metazoa, Chordata, Actinopteri, Cyprinodontiformes, Poeciliidae. The record is from RefSeq and is a predicted model, not a curated record. Gene Ontology annotation, biological process: regulation of alternative mRNA splicing, via spliceosome; nervous system development. The transcript is spliced from 11 exons. Gene Ontology annotation, cellular component: nucleus; cytoplasm. Bases 176 to 1414 code for a protein of 412 amino acids. Gene Ontology annotation, molecular function: mRNA binding.